UCCAUGGACUUUAGUUAUCAGCUCCUUUCUUUGUCCUCCUCUUCCUCAGUUCCGCGAUUGAGCUUUUUCAUCUUUAAAUACCUUCACUUCUAAACGCCCCCUCCCUCUCCUCUCUCUCUCUCUCUCUCUCUCUCUCUCUUAAAAUACCGCUUUAGCAGAGCAAGUUGUGCUCUAGUUACCUGGGCCUCAAGUUGUAGUUUUCCGGCGAGAUUUGGCCGGAGAAUGGCAUAUAUGUGCGCGGACAGUGGCAAUCUAAUGGCAAUUGCUCAGCAAGUCAUCAAGCAGAAACAACAGCAAGAGCAACAGCAGCAGCAGAACCACCAAAACCAGCAGCUCACCGGUCUCAGCCCUUUCUCUCUCAGCCCAUGGGCCGCCGCCACAACAACCACCACUCACCACACCAUGUCCAACACCCCCAAUUUGGCAUACGGCCUAACGGGCCCGGGCUUCCAUGACCCAUUUCAAGUCGCCGGCGGUUCCGAUACCGGCGAACCGGGUUUUCAGUUCCCUCACUUGGAGCAGCACUCCGCUGGGUUUAGAUUCUCCGAUUUCUGCGCCGGUCCGGGCGGCGAGUUCGACUCGGACGAGUGGAUGGACAGCAUAAUAGGCGGCGGUGACUCAACGGAUAGUUCCAAUCUACCAUCCGGUUGCGACGCGUGGCAGAGCAAUGCGGAUUUCGUCCUCUACGGUUCCGAUCCGUUCGCCACCGCUUGUCCCAGUCGACUCAGCGUCCCUUGCUCCUCGCCGUCCGAUCUCAACCGAGUCCUGUUCGCUGAAAGCCAGAAAAGCCCUAAUCCUCUUCAGCAACAGGUAUCUCCAUGGAUCCCGCCGCCGGCUCCUCCGUCUCCGCCAAUGGCGGCAAAGGACACUAAAUCGGCGAAUCCACCGCCUCCACACAAGAGCGACGCCAUCGCCGGAGUCUCCACCAGCUCGCCGGAAAUCGAGUCGGCUCCGCCUAUUCUUAAAGCCCUAAUCGACUGCGCUCGGCUCACUGAGUCCGAGCCGGACCGCGCCGUAAAACAGCUGAUUCGACUCAGUGAAUCGGUGUCGGAGCAAGGGGAUCCGAUUGAGAGAGUCACUUUCCACUUCACGGAGGCUUUGUACAACAGAGUCUCUCUUCAAUCGGAGAAGAAAAGCUUGGCCGUGUACGACGGCGUUUCGGAGGACUUCACGCUUCCUUACAAGGCUCUGAACGACGCUUGUCCGUACUCCAAGUUCGCUCAUUUGACGGCGAACCAGGCAAUACUCGAAGCCACUGAAAGAGCGAGCAAGAUCCACAUAGUUGACUUCGGUAUCGUCCAGGGAAUCCAAUGGGCCGCGCUUUUGCAGGCUCUGGCAACUCGGCCCACCGGAAAGCCCAACAAGAUCAGGAUCUCCGGCAUACCUGCUCUUGCUCUGGGUAGAUCUCCGGCGGCGUCGCUGUUCGCGACGGGGAAUCGCCUCUGCGAGUUCGCGAAGCUUCUGGAACUGAACUUCGAGUUCGAACCGGUCCUGAUUCCGAUCGGCGAGCUCAACGAGUCGAGUUUCCGAGUCGAAGAAGACGAGGUCUUGGCCGUGAACUUCAUGCUUCAACUCUACAAUCUCCUCGACGAGACUCCGAUCGCCGUACAGACUGCUCUCCGAUUGGCCAAAUCGCUGAACCCAAAGAUCAUAACCCUAGGAGAGUACGAGGCGAGCUUGAACGAGUUAGGGUUCAUGAAGCGCUUCAAGAACGCGUUGAGAUACUACACGGCCGUCUUCGAGUCUCUGGAGCCAAAUCUGAGCAGAGACUCGCCGGAGAGGCUCCAAGUUGAGAGGCUUUUGUUCGGCCGGCGAAUCUCCGGCGUCGUGGGACCGGAGGAACCGGGAAUAAAGAGAGAACGAAUGGAAGGUAGAGAGCGAUGGAAGAUUUUGAUGGAGAAUUCGGAUUUUCAGCCAGUGGGUUUGAGCCAUUACGCGGUGAGCCAAGCGAAGAUCCUUUUGUGGAACUACAAUUACAGUUCUUUGUAUUCUCUGGUUGAAUCAGCACCUGGUUUUCUGUCCUUGGCGUGGAACGAUGUCCCUCUUUUGACCGUUUCAUCAUGGCGUUGAUGAUGAUGGGGUUGUUUUCUUUUUUAUCAUCAAUUGGUAAAAAGUUGGUUUUCGCCAGGUCUUUUAUCUCUGGUUUGGGAACCAUUGCAAGUAUUACUACCUUAUACGCCAUUAAUGGUCUUGUUUGGUGCUACUCCUUUGUGGAAGUUACAGUAAUUAUUGGUUUCGAUCUAGCACCAAUUUGAAGCACCGAAUUAGCAAAGUCUUUUGAAGCUUUUUUGGAAGGGCCAGAAGUUGCUUUUGUUGGUUUUUCAGUUCAUCUCUACUCUAGUUUUCCAACGUUAUAAUGGUCUCAUAUAUCUUUUUAUUCUGCCUUUUCUUUUUAAUUAGGGUUUUUCUUACAGGGUUUGAAUCUCGAAUAUGACUAAUUGUAGAAAAAGUAAUUGAAAAUCGAAGGGGGAAGGAAGGCAAUUUUCCCUUUGGUGUUUGUAAUUUGAUUCUGUAUGUAAAUUUGGGUUGAUUGGUUUAGUUUUGAUAUGAAUUUAGCUUUUACCCUUCUUAUUAGAUUGAAAAGAUUAACCAUGAUAAAUUAUUUCAGA
Morus notabilis is the source of this 2609-nucleotide messenger RNA. RefSeq names its product SCARECROW-LIKE protein 7. Bases 223 to 2070 code for a protein of 615 amino acids. Gene Ontology annotation, molecular function: sequence-specific DNA binding; DNA-binding transcription factor activity. The transcript has 2 exons. NCBI's taxonomy places the organism in Eukaryota, Viridiplantae, Streptophyta, Magnoliopsida, Rosales, Moraceae. Gene Ontology annotation, cellular component: nucleus. The record is from RefSeq and is a predicted model, not a curated record. Gene Ontology annotation, biological process: regulation of DNA-templated transcription.